CUUAGGGGGGUUUCACACGUGACAUGCGAAGCCAGCUUCGACCCCGAAACCGGGUCGAAGCCGACCUCGGAACCGACCCCGAAACCGACUCGCCAAGCUGGCCCCCCCACCCCGAUUUCGCGAAGCCGGCUUCCACAUUUCACUACCGGUUUCGAGGAUAUCCAUCAUUCCAUUGGUAUAUAUUAUCAUAUGGCUAUGCAUAGACACUUCACAGCCCCAAAGCAGACCCACGCGCCGCGAAUGCCAAAGAAUAGGUGGCACAAUCUCCGCUGAAUUUCGCGAAUCCACGUCACAAAGUUAAUUUUGCGCUAUAAAUGGACGUUUGGUGUCAACUCCUCGCUCAGCUCUGUCUCGCGUGUCACGCAUGGCUGCGGAUGGCAUGCGCCGGACCGUGCAAAUGGCCUGUGGAGGCCGACUGUGAGCAUUUUAGCUGCUAUGGUUAUAUGUACUGUCCAAUAGGGCGGCAGGAUGAUAAAAAGCUGCCCCGGUCCGCCCUCGCGCUCGCGCCGCCCCCGCGCUCAGCGCCUAGCAUCAGCAACACCCGCACGCAAACGGUGCUGCAGGGGACGGAGGUAGCGUCGCUGCUGCGUGCCACUGCCAUCCCCCUAGGUGGCGGCUCCGGUCCUGCCGGCGGUGGUUGUGCAGCGGCGGCGCCGGGCGGCGGCGCCGCUCGUCGCCGCUUCGCCGCCGGCACGCCUUCAGCCGACAGCUCCGCUGCAAAACGGACGUCAGCGCCAAGAGUAGGAGGCCCUGCUGCUGGUGCUGGUGGGCGGCAGGCGGCGGUGCAGGGUGGUGGCGCGAACCGGGUGGCUCUGGCAGGCGCGCCAGCUGUGGCGGGGCCUGCUGUUGUGGCACGGCGCGUGGCGUUUGCACAGCCGGAAGCAGACGUUGACAACAUCAAGCAAGCGGGGUAGCGGGUAGCGCGCGGCCUGCUGGCACAGAGCCCGGCAUGGGUGGGUCAACAACUACACCGCCUUUUUUUACCGUGGGUAUGUACUUUAAGCACUGUGCAGGAUGUCUGGAAACUGGUGUUCCUUUUAUGUGCCGCAUUGUCACCCGGUACUGCAGCGAAUGAGCGCCUGCGUGUUGGCGCCCAUCGUGCCAUCCAGGGCAUGUUGAGCUGUGCAUGCACGCACUGCUGCGCAAUUCAAUGUCGCAUUCGGCGUUUAUUGGUAUGGCGUGUACACGCAAGACCUUGAGAAAUGCUAGGACAGUUUGAUUAUGGGAAGGAGAUGUCGGGAGAUGUUGGGCUGCGGUGCGUGGCUGUAGGGAAACACGCGGGAACUUGCGGCAAUCAACUGCAUCCACCUAAUCCACCUACCUGUCUUCCGGUCUUAACAGGACUAAACAGGACAGCAGCCGUCACGUGCACGAAACGGGCACUGGACCAUGCAGCUGUAACAUCGCCUGAGA
Molecule: messenger RNA, 1413 nt
Organism: Chlamydomonas reinhardtii
Lineage: Eukaryota; Viridiplantae; Chlorophyta; Chlorophyceae; Chlamydomonadales; Chlamydomonadaceae
Exons: 1
Coding region: 444-914 (156 amino acids)
Source: RefSeq, a predicted model, not a curated record